AUGUCUUCCCACCCCACGACCUCCGAGGACUUCACGGCGGAGAGAGUUCGCUCAGUGGUGGCAGGCAUCGAACCCGCCGCUGGCAAGAACGUACAGGUGGCUCUGCUCGAAGAUGUCCCUCCAAUCAAGGCGCACAUCAAGCAGGUCGUUAUGCCGGCGCAGUCCAGUGAAGGCUGGUGCGUUGCUCUACACGAAAACGCAACACCUGAGGCGCACGUCGUAUACUUCGCCGAGCCCGGAUCUGCUCGUACGACACCACGCUGGCGCUGUGUGGUGCCCGAUAAGGCCGAAGCCGAAGAAGCCACCAAGCCGCGCCCCGCGAGCGAGACCGCAGUUCGCGCCCUCCUACCCCGCCUCGAGGCGGCAAUCAAUCCUACCUCAAAGUUAACCUGGGACCUUAUCGCACUCCCAUGUCCCCCUCAUCUCAUGGCCAUCCCCGAGGCCGCCCGAGUGCUCUUGCUCGCAGGCUGGAUGGCCCACUCCCGCCUGGUCGUGCAGAGCAAGCUGAGGCGGCUGGACAAGAUCCACUACCUGCCCGAAUGGAGGCAGGGGAUUGCAGAGCUCGAGAGCGGAUGCUGGUACGGUGCCGGGAUGCGGAUCGAGCUGACCCCGGCUCAGGCGCGGAAGCGCUCGUCGAGAGGGCAGUACCGACACGGCGUCAAUGCCCGACGUACUCAAGCUCUUCACCCGGCUCCUGUGGGGUAUCUGGGCAGCAGCCCUGCUCCUAGCGCGUUGCGCAACGUACCUCUACCUCGGGCAGCGGCUAUCGACGAGCGACCCCGUACUCUCGCGGCAGAAGAAGGUGACUUCGCGGGUGGUGCUCCUCCUCCUAGCCUGCCUGCUGGAGACGCAGGAGGCGUACAUCCCGCUACAGACCAUGAUCAACGUCUGGCUCGCGGCAAUGCAGUACGAGCACCAGUUUGGGCGGCGGUACCACACGAUCCACGAGCUGAAUGCGAAGUUGGAAAAGGCGCAUUGGGAGGAGAAGAAUGA
This is a messenger RNA of Trichosporon asahii var. asahii CBS 2479, 993 nucleotides long. RefSeq lists its product as uncharacterized. The record is from RefSeq and is a predicted model, not a curated record. NCBI's taxonomy places the organism in Eukaryota, Fungi, Basidiomycota, Tremellomycetes, Trichosporonales, Trichosporonaceae. The transcript is spliced from 2 exons. Bases 1 to 993 code for a protein of 330 amino acids.